AUGUCCCGCUUCGUGGGCAAAGUCGCGCGGGGCGUCGGCGGCGCCGUGCGGAACGUAGGCGCCGCGGGCGGCGCGGUCGCGAAGAGCAUCGUCUUCGGCAACGGCGAGAGGGACGACAUCGACGACGGCGGGACGGAGCCCCUCCUGGAGCGCAUCUCAGACGGCGUGCUCGCGGACGACCGUCGAAGUGCCGCGUCGGAGCUUCGAGAUCUGGUCCAGGAGAACCCCGUCGCGCAGGCUGCGAUCGGCUCGAUCGGCCUCACGACGCUGCUCACCGCGCUGAGGGACGAGAGAGAGGACAGCGAUCUCGUGCAGCUGGUCCUAGAGGUGCUCGUGAACGCCAUCACCGCGGGCGGCGGCGCCGGCGCGUCGUCGGCGACGAAUGCGAACGCGAAUGCAAACGCCGGCGGCGGCGAAGCGGCGGCGGCGGCGACCGCCGGCGACGCCGCGGUCGACGCCGCGGCCGCGUCGCCGUCCAACGAGAGCGGCAUCUCCCCCGCGGGCGCGGCGAACGCGGAGGCGCUCGCGAAGAACCCGACGAACGUCGAGCUUUUGCUGUCGCUCCUCGACGAGUCCGACUUUUACGUCAGGUACCACGCGGUUCAACUCCUGACCGCGUUGUCCUCUGUCUGCGCGCACCAGCUCCGGAGCGCGAUCAUGAGCAACCCGAUGGGAGUGGGGAGGUUGAUGGACAUGAUGCUCGAGCGCGAGGUGAUUCGAAACGAGACGCUUUUGUUGCUCAUAUCGUUGACGCGCGGGUCCGAGGACUUGAGGAAAAUCGUCGCGUUCGAAGGCGCGUUUGAACGGUGCUUCAACGUCGUUCGAGAGGAGGGCGCCGCGGACGGGGGCAUCAUCGUUCAGGACUGCCUCGAGCUGUGCAAUAACCUACUCCGAGGCUCGCCGUCGAACCAGACGUUCUUCCGCGAGUCUUCGUUCCUUCAGAAGCUGCCGGAGAUUCUGCAACUCAAGACGCCGCCGCCGACGCCGGGGGGUCCGCCGCCGCCGCCGCAAAAAGCCGCCAACUUGCUCUGCGCGCUCGAGCUCGUGACGUUGCUCGUGUCCACGUCGGGCGCGAAGGCGGGGACGACGAACCCAACCCCAGGCGGCGUCGACGACGCGGUCGCGCUCGAGAUUGCGCAGAGAGAGGCGACGGCGAAGACGCGGUGCCGCGCCGAGAACCAGACGCAGCUCGCGAAAUUCGGAACGCUCGACGCGCUCUUAUCCUUGUGCCUCGGCGAGCUCGCCGUCCCGAGCGUCCCCGUGCGCGUCUUCGCGCUGCGGUGCUUAGGCGACCUCGUCGCGGAGAACCGAUCGUGCCAGGACCUUCUGUUCGCCGCGGAGGUGAACCUCGGCGCGGGGAAGCACGAGCCGGCGUUGCUGUCGUGUCUGCGCGCUGCGACGCGAGGAAAUGACGCCGCGGAACGCGCCGCCGCGGAGGGCGUCUUCGCGCGCGUCCUUCGCGGAAACACGGAGCUCCAGCUGAUGUGCAUCUCCACGAUCGCGCCGACGGGCGUCGGCGUCGGCGACGGCGACGUGUCCUUGGGCGGGUUCCUCGCCAGGGCGCUCGUCGGGAAGACGACGGGCGCCGCCGGCGGACCGGGGGAGCUCUCCGUGUCGUGCCACGCCGCCGCGGUGCUGAGGCACAUGCUGGACGGGAACGCCGCGGCCAAGGCGAAGAUCUUGACCAUCCCGCUCGAGCUCCCGACGUCCGCCGCGUCGCCGCCGGAGCUGCUGCUCCCGCGCAUCGUGCGGUAUCUGUCCGCGGCGGUGCGGGCGUCGUCGUCGCUGGCGGGGAUGGGGAUGGGGAUGGGGAUGGGCGUCGGCGGCGCCAUCGGCGGGUACUUCUCCGCGGAGAAGAUCGCGGAGACCGCGGCGGCUCGGAGAGACGCGGAGAUCCUCCAGGCGGUGCUCCUUCGCAUGCUCAUCUCGUGGCUGCACGGCUGCGCGGACGCGGUGAACGCGUUCCUCGCCCCCGCGGCGCACCUUCCGAUGCUCGCGGACUUGGCCCGCGGCGGCGCGGACCAAGGCGGGUCCCCGCACGUCGCCGGACUCGCGUCCGUGCUCCUGGGGUGCUGCCUCGCGUGCGACGUGGAGAGCGGGCACGUGGACGCGCACGCGGUGUUGGACGUGAUCACGUCGAGAGUGGGGUUGAACGAGUAUUUCGGGCGGUGGGAGGAGAUGCGUCGGACGCGGGAAUUCGUCGCCGCCGCCGCCGCGCCGACGCUCGCGAAGCCGUUGACGAGGGUCACCGCGCAGAGGCUCGUGGAGGUUGGCAACGGCGGCGGCGGCGGGCUCGACCUGUACGACCACGCGAUGGCGUCGUUCAUCGUCGCGUUCGAGGAGGACGUCAAGGCGCGCGUGAUUUCGAUCUACGCGCGUCCGAAAUCCUCCGCGAUCGCGGGGGACGUCGCCGCGUGGGAAAAAACCGCCGGGGAGGACGACGCGGCGCACGCGGUGAGGUUGAAAUCCGCGCUGAAGACGCGAGGGGAGGAGCUCGCGGAGCAGCGCGCGCGUAACGCGGCGCUCGCGGAGCAGUUGAUGGUCGCGGGGCUCGUGCGAGGCGGAGGAGCGCCCGCGCCCGCGGCGCCGCCCGCGUCGCCGCCGGUCGCGGCGCCGCCCGUCGCGGCGGCGCCGGGAGAAGGGGGCGAAGCCGCGGCGGCGGGUGCUGCGGGUGCUGCGGCGGCGGCGGCGGCGGCGGCGGAGGCGGCGAGAGCCGCUGCGACGAAAGAGAGCGGCGAGCUCAAAGCCGCGCUCGAGCAAGCGAAAGCCGCGGCGGAGGACGAGCUCCGGAGGCUCCGAGCCGAGCUCGAAGACGCGAAAGCCGCGGCGGCGUCCUCGGAGGAAAACCUGCGGAGUCUCUCCGAGGCGUACAACGGCCUCGAGGCGACCGCGCACGGCGCCGAGGAGGAGGCGAAGACUCUGCGCGAGCAGCUCGCGGCCGCGACGACGGCGUCCGCGACCGCGGUGUCGUUCGCGCCCGCCGCCCCCGCGACGACGCCGUCGCCUGAGGAUCUCCUCGCGGCGAAGGAGGAGGGUCGCAGAGAAGCCGUGGCAGAGAUGGCGAAACGGCUGGAAGAGACGGCGGCGUCCGCCGCCGCCGACGUCGCCGCCGCGCGCGAAGACGGGCGACGCGAGGCGAUCUCGGAGAUGGCGACGAAGCUCGAGGACGACGCGAUGAGCGCGCCGACGCCGCCGAGGGGCGGCGCGGGGGUGUCGAACGAGGCGUUGCAGCGCGCGAGGGACCACGCCGUCGCGGAGAUGACGACGAAGAUGGAGGAAGCCGCGGCGGAGCACGAGUCCGAGCUUUCGGAUUUGUUGAUUUGUUUGGGGCAGGAGGAGAGCAAGCGCGAGGCGCUGUACGCGCGGUUAGUAGAGAAGCACGGCGAGCGAGAGGAGGAUUUGGAAGUUUUCUUGGAGGAGUGCGUCGUCGAGGACGAGGACGACGAGGACGACGAGGAUUGA
Messenger RNA from Micromonas pusilla CCMP1545, 3462 nucleotides. RefSeq lists its product as uncharacterized. Gene Ontology annotation, cellular component: Golgi stack; Golgi membrane; ER to Golgi transport vesicle membrane. NCBI's taxonomy places the organism in Eukaryota, Viridiplantae, Chlorophyta, Mamiellophyceae, Mamiellales, Mamiellaceae. The transcript has 2 exons. Gene Ontology annotation, biological process: vesicle fusion with Golgi apparatus; intracellular protein transport; transcytosis. The coding region runs from base 1 to 3462 and encodes 1153 amino acids. The record is from RefSeq and is a predicted model, not a curated record.